Molecule: messenger RNA, 1660 nt
Organism: Cimex lectularius (bed bug)
Lineage: Eukaryota; Metazoa; Arthropoda; Insecta; Hemiptera; Cimicidae
Product: ADP-dependent glucokinase
Exons: 8
Coding region: 158-1585 (475 amino acids)
Biological process (GO): glucose metabolic process
Cellular component (GO): endoplasmic reticulum
Molecular function (GO): ADP-specific glucokinase activity
Source: RefSeq, a predicted model, not a curated record
AAACGAGAGACAAGGUUGGCCACCCGGCAGGUUAUCGGUUCUAAGGUUACAUCGUCGUGGUUUUGACAUUGACAUUUCUCCUUUGGAGGAUCUACCGUCCACGUCUGGGCUGGUUGGUGCCGGUCUUCUGAACAGAGACACAGGGUGAAUAAAAUAAAUGGGCCUAACAGACAUAAUAAGCGUUGGGACGGCGUUUUCCGUCGCGUGCGUUCUGUUGUCCAUUUACCUACGGGACCCGGAACAGGAACUCCGCGACCGGCUUGUCAACGUGAUCAACGGCCUCAUCCAUGUGGAGGACAGGCAUAUCAAACUGUCUCCAAAAGUUCUCGUCGGCUACGGGGGCUGUGUCGACCUGUACGUAAGAGGUGGAGAGCUCUUCACCUACCGCCCGGACAUCGGAGAACCGAGGCACUUCGACGGGAUCAACACCAUCGACGAGCUGGAGAGGUCAUACGCCUACUACUUCCAGCACGGAGCUGCCACUGAGAGGUACACAGUCAAUUCUACACUUUUUGACAGCUUGAUUGAAAGAGCGGAAAAAUUGCCAACGUCCUACUACACAAUCGGCGGCAAUGCGCCUGUCAUGGCGAUGCGCCUUUUCAGAGAGGGCUGCCAGGUCAUACUAGCCUCGACUAUUUCAGAAAAACACAGAAAUAACAUACCAAAAGGAAUUAAAGUUGUCGGAGAAGCCGUGAAACGUGAUGAUAUUCAUUUAAUAUUGGAAUAUAAAUCUGGAGAAAAUUGGGGACCUUACAAAGCUCCAAGGGCCAACCGGUAUAUUCUUCACAAUGAUGUCCACAAUCCUGCAUUGAAAACUCUUGAAUAUUUGGACGACCCUAUAAAAUCGUGGAAACCAGAUCUUUUCGUCGUAAGCGGGCUGCAACUUAUGGACAAUUUUGUAUAUCCUGAAGGUUUUAGGACGGAGAAAAUUAAAAGAAUACACGACCAAAUACAAUCCCUUCCGAAAUCGACUAAAGUGCACUUUGAAAUGGCGUCUUUUACCGAAUUAGCUUUACUGAUGGACAUGAAGAACUACGUAAUACCUUUCUCUGAUUCUCUUGGCAUGAAUGAACAGGAAUUGGCCAACUUAUACAGUAUAUAUCAAUAUGGAAAUAUAAGUUUGGUGACAGAUUCUACACCGCGAGUUGGCAUUGUUUUGGACCAAAUGAGAUAUAUUUUUAAAAAAAUAAGAAAGACAAACACAAUAGUACCUAAUAGCAAGAUCUUGUCCAGAAUACAUAUUCAUACUCUCGCUUAUCAAGCAAUAAUGACGGAGAUCAAUUCAAAUUGGAAACAUACUGAAAUCGCCGCUGCUAAAGCGUCCCUUACAGCAUUCAGGCACACUUGUGCAUCGUCUGAGGUGGAUGCAAAUAAAGCUGCAGUGUUGAUGGAUGAGAGCUUUUCCCGUUCUGUCUUGAAAAGCGACUCGGGCAGAAUCGAAUUGGAGCCUUCGCAUCCAGUGCCUUGUUGGAAGGAGGGAAACGUUCUUGUAUGUGUCGCAGCUGGAGUCGUGUGCACAAAUGUUGAACAGACUGCUGGUGGAGGUGACAACAUUUCGGCCGCAGCAUUGGCUAUUCAACUUUGAUAAAUUAAUGUUAAUAAAUCCACUGUACCGUUGAUCCAUUGCAUUUAUUAAGGGCCUGUAUUUAUAUGUGUUCUA